Molecule: messenger RNA, 1824 nt
Organism: Dioscorea cayenensis subsp. rotundata (Guinea yam)
Lineage: Eukaryota; Viridiplantae; Streptophyta; Magnoliopsida; Dioscoreales; Dioscoreaceae
Product: subtilisin-like protease 4
Exons: 1
Coding region: 1-1824 (607 amino acids)
Biological process (GO): proteolysis
Molecular function (GO): serine-type endopeptidase activity
Source: RefSeq, a predicted model, not a curated record
AUGCCUGCUAUACCACCCAACUGGAAGGGAAGUUGCAACUUCACCAACUUUAUUUGUAACAAUAAGAUCAUAGGCGGUGCGACAUUUGGAAAUGGCAGAAAAUGGAAUGAUAUUCCACCAGUGGACACAAACGGACAUGGAAGCCAUGUGGCAAGCAUAGCCGCAGGGAACUUUGUGAAAGAUGCCAUGGUUAUUGGCAAGUUCAAGUACACGGCCUCAGGGAUGGCUCCUAGAGCUCACUUGGCCAUCUAUAAGACAUUCUUGUUCCGUUCUGAUAACUUGAAAAGCUAUCAACAAGCAAUAAUUGAUGGAGUGAAUAUCAUCAAUUAUUCUAUAGAUGAUGAUCCAGCCGCUAACUUCUAUAAUGAUGUUGCUGCUUUCUCUGGCUAUAAGGCAACGAAGAAGGGAAUUUCUGUCUCUGUUGCUGCAGGUAACAAAGGAGCCCCAAAAUCGCUAGAUCAUUCUGUACCUUGGCUCACAGUUGUCGGUGCAAGCUCGACAGAUAGAAGGCUUGUAGCGGUAGUGAAGCUGGGCAAUGGAGAUGACUUUAUUGGAGAAACUGGAUUUUAUCAAACAACUCAAUUCGACUCAUCCAUCUUCCUUCCAAUUGUAUACCCUGGAGUCAACAAUAAAAAAGAAACUUUAGGUUGCUGGAGAGGUUCCUUGAAUGAAAUUGAUGUGAAGAAUAAGAUAGUGCUAUGCAGGGCUAGUAAUAAAAAUGUUAACAAGGGACGUGUUGUCCUCUCUGCCGGUGGGGCUGCUAUGAUUCUCUUGGGACCAAUAAACAACAUUCCAAAUGAUUUACAUGUUCUUCCAGUAUCUCAUGUCAACUUUGAUGACGCCAAGAAAAUCUUGGAGUACUAUAACUCGCAUAGAGGGUCACCUCCUAAUGCCACCAUCAUAUUCAAAGGAGAGCUACCCAGCCGCCGGCAAGCUCCUGCCAUCCGUUCCCUCUCGUCAAGUGGUCCUAGUCUAACUAAUGGUGGCAUUUUGAAGCCGGAUGUAAUUGCCCCAGGCUCUAAGAUCCUUGGAGCAUCUAUUUACAAAGACAGCCCUUUCAAUAACUAUUUCAAGUAUGCAAGCAUAACAAAUUUAUAUUGGUUUCAUCUCUUUCUUGCCAUUACUAAUUACUAUAUAAAUAUCAGGUUCAAGAGCGGUACAUCCAUGGCAUCACCUCAUGUAGCAGGACUCAUGGCUUUGCUCAAGAAGAAAUACCCAAAAUGGUCUCCGGCAGCCAUCCAAUCGGCAAUAAUAACAUCUGCAGAUGAUGUUGAUCUGGCUGGAAAACCAUUCAUUCACAUGAAAAAUGGGAAACCGUGCAACAUCUUUGAUCGGGGAGCUGGACAUAUCAAUCCCAUUAAAGUAAUGGAUCCAGGCCUUAUCUACGACCGUGACUUCAAUAAUUACAUUGGCUACAUGUGUUUUCUUGAUUAUAGUCCCAUUUAUAUGCAACGUUUCAAUGGAAGAAAAGUGGAUUGUGCCAAAGAGAAGAAAAUCAAACCAUCCCAACUGAACUACCCUUCGAUCAUGGUAACUUUGAGUUCCAUGUCUCCAAAGGAGACUGUUAUGAGGGCAGUGACCAAUGUAGGAAAUGCCAACUCAGUUUACACACCGAGAAUCUUUCAUCCCGCCAAUACAAGCUUGAUCCUUUCUACAAAUAUACUCCAAUUCUCUGCUCAAAACCAACAAUUAAGUUUCAAUGUCACGAUAACCAUAAUUCCACCAACUCCUAUUAAGGACACUAUAUCUGAAGGAAAACUAGAGUGGGUAUCAAAGUCAAGUAGCCAUGUUGUGCGAAGCCCUGUUGCUAUUGUCUUUGGCUAA